Populus nigra (black poplar) is the source of this 580-nucleotide messenger RNA. RefSeq lists its product as uncharacterized. The transcript is spliced from 2 exons. The record is from RefSeq and is a predicted model, not a curated record. Lineage: Eukaryota; Viridiplantae; Streptophyta; Magnoliopsida; Malpighiales; Salicaceae. Bases 14 to 565 code for a protein of 183 amino acids.
UAUUGCAGCUGAAAUGGCUUAUCUUGAGACCAAGAAAUAUCUUAGCACCAUUGGCUUUCUUGUCAUCGUUCUAUGCCUAUUUCCUGCAAUGGAUGAUGCUACUGCAGUGUGGCUAAAUCAUGGAGCUGAUAUUAGCAAUACAAGAAGUGCAAAGGGAGAGGUGCUAAUCAAUCGAUUGACAGUUAAGAAUUUGCGGCUAAAAUGGACAUUCUUUGCCGGUAAAGACAUAUCUGCAACUCCAGCAAUAGCCAAUGGAGUUGUAUAUUUUCCAUCUUGGAAUGGAUUUUUGUAUGCAAUUAAUGCAUUCAACGGUGCUUUAAUAUGGAAGCAGAACCUCAGUCAGCUAACCGGACUAAAUGGCACCGGAAUCGUAGUGAACGUGACCGUGUCAAGAUCAACCCCGACAAUAGCCGACGACCUGUUGCUUGUUGGAAUUUAUGGGCCUGCUGUAGUGAUUGCUGUCGCACGGGCCAGUGGGAGACUUGUGUGGUCUACUCAACUAGAUCCACGCCCUCGAGCACAGAUUACGCAAUCCGGAACAUUUUACAACGGAUUAGUCAUAUGAACAACUAGAUUUCUA